Lichtheimia ornata is the source of this 2463-nucleotide messenger RNA. RefSeq lists its product as uncharacterized. The record is from RefSeq and is a predicted model, not a curated record. Gene Ontology annotation, molecular function: protein binding. The transcript has a single exon. NCBI's taxonomy places the organism in Eukaryota, Fungi, Mucoromycota, Mucoromycetes, Mucorales, Lichtheimiaceae. Bases 1 to 2463 code for a protein of 820 amino acids.
AUGGCGGUCCCCCGCACUUCAGAAUCCUUCAACAACAACAACAACAAUAACAACAAACGAGCACGCUUUGAAGACAAGCUUCAACAAUGCCGUAAUCAGCAACGUUUGAAUUCGAGGACUGUUUCUGAAUUGUGGAAUGCUUACUUGGAAUAUCAACCACAGUCUUCCGAUGACUAUGAGCAACUCAUGCACAGCUUGUCGACUCGUGCUCAAGAGACGCGUCGAUCGCUCAAUUGGGGACGUAUUGUGCAAGCAUACCAGGACGCAUUGGAUCGAGGAGUACAGAGGACGAAGCCUAUGGUAUUGAUUGCUAUUAUGGCGUAUGGACGAACGGGACAAUUUGACAAGGCACGAGUGGCAUUUGAGGAGCUGCAGGCACAAGGCCUUGUGGAUGGGAAGGCAUAUCAGUGUUUGAUGGAUGCGGCAUUGGAUACCAAUCUUCUUCAAAUGGCUCAAGAUGUGAUAAGGAAGGGUCGACGAGAAGGCGUUUUGGAUGAAGCAACCAUGGCACAUUGCGUGAAUCGAUUUGUCCAAGUCAGUAUCCGUAAAUCCAAUCUUGCCAGAGCCCUUGCAGUGCUACACGAAUGCGAAAACGCUCUUGGAGACCAUAGCAACGAUGCAGCUAUUGCGAUAUGGAAUGGAUAUCGGAGGGCAAUGGGCAUGUCAAUGUUGAAUACGAUUGAUCCUACGUCAUUGGAGGCUUUUGUCCAUGCUUUUACCCGAAGAAUGCUUCACCAGGUCUCUGUUGCACGUAGCACACAGGCAUUAUACACCUCAACACAUCUCAGCUUGGUAAUGGAUCUUGUCAUGCAAGCAGAUGCGGCCUUGGUACCGACGGCAAAGACACAAACCAUGCUGCUGGCAGCGUAUGCAUCAGAAAAGAAAAUGUCAAAGUUUGGAAAAAUGCUGCAAUCGACACACGACAUGACAUCUCCUUCAUCAUAUACCCACGUUCUUUACAAGACAUCUUCCAAGAUGCUCGACAAGGAUGGUCAUGCAGCAUUUAUUCAGGCUUUUGUCGACGCCAAGGAUCUCAAAGCAGCACAGCGUGUCGCACUCGAUAUGCAAAGGCGAUCAUUUGCAGUGGAUAUGAAUUCUCACAUGGCCAUUGUCCAAGGCUGGGUACAACAAGGUCAACCUGAUCGAGCAAUGGCAUGGCUGGAAAGGAGCAAGUAUCACCUGGCAACAGUAGCACCACAAUCUGACAACAUUGCACGCCUCGACACUUAUGCAACAGUAUUGGAAGGAUGGUUGGCAACAGGCGAAUGGAGCAAAUGUGUAUCACAGUACCGGUCAUUGAAGGGCAUGGGAUUACCAGUGGAUCACAAUCGUCGCAUGAUCAAAUCCGUCAUAUCAGCUCAAAUGGCUCUUGGUGAUUUUGCGGCAUCCAAAAGACUGCUUACGGCAAUGCCUAUCCAAUUUACAUCCAUGACCAUUCAACGUAUCACAUUGGGGUUGCUAGGUCUCAAGAAUGGAUCAGUGAACCGGGUAUCAGGACAUGUGGCCGUACGUGGAUUAUUGAGCAUGGAAAAGGAAUUGGGAUUACAAGUAUCGCUUUCUGGUCUUGGUCGAAUCAUUGGCAAAUUGGGUGAAAGAGGUGAUCUCAACGAGGCGUUUGCAUUGUACCGUAAUGCGAGGAGCAAUCGAUUCGAUGGAUACAAACAUGUGCAUCAUGUUUUCAAGGCGAUGAUGGAGGCUGCAACUUUGAACAACGAUAUGGCCAAAGCAGAGCGCGUAUUUCUUGAUAUGAGCGGAUGGUAUCAGCAACAUCAUGCGAGUGAUCCACCCUUAUCCUCUUUCAACAUGCUUCUCAACAAUUACGCUUCAAGACAACCAUUACCCCAUGCCGGUCGUAUCAACAAAACUUUUCGGCAGAUCAUGGAUCAUGGCUAUGAGCCCGACACAACAACAUACAACAUACUCAUCAAGGCGUUCGUCAAUCUCGGCAACAUGCCAGCAGCAUACAGCAUAUUCCAGCGCAUGAUUGAAUCUGGUCAAAAGCCUGAUAGCUGGACAAUCAACACAUUGAUUCAAGGUUGGGUGGAUGAGCACGACAUGAUGGGUGUGAAGCAAUUCAUGUUGACCCUGGGAGCGCAAGGUUUGACCAUGGACAAUGUUUCGUACAAUUUGCUGGUGGAAGGUCUUUUACGGCUAGAUCGAAGGAGGAUGAGCACUACGCGAUUGGCAAGGCGGCGCAAUGAAUGGUCUUUGAUCAAACAACAUCAGCAUCAACAAAAUUAUCCCUUGUCUGGUCAAGAUGUAUGGACGAUCUUUGAAUCAGUGGUUGGCGUGUCACAAGAGAAUGUUGUCAACAUUGUGGAACAGCAAUCACAUGAACACAAUCUGAACUACAAGAACAAGCCAGAUGAUAUUACAUUCAAGCUUUUCAUCAAGGCAUUUCAGAACGCUAAUGAUUAUCACUCAGCAUCUAUUAUGCAGCAUUUCUGGAAAGCUUCCUUAUGA